AUGGCGAUCUGUACUUAUAACGUACGUACGCUUGCAUCGGAAGCGGCCAUCGAAGAUCUGAUGAUGCAAGCCAGGAAGAUCAAGUACGACGUCAUCGGUCUGACCGAGACGAGACGACGUCACCCUCUCAACGCCGUAUAUGAAAUUGGAGAAAAACUAUUCUUAGGAACAUGCGACAGUAGAGGUGUUGGUGGAGUUGACGUCCUCGUCAACGCGGGUUUGGCAAAGAACAUCGACUCUUUCGAACAACUUACGACCCGAAUAGGACGUCUGCGGAUGAGAAGAUGUGGUCCAACACCAGCUUUGACUAUCUUCGUCGCUUACGCUCCAACAUCAAGCUACGAUGAAGAAGAAGUCGAAGCUUUCUAUAUGGAUCUGGAGAAGUUCCACCGAGAAGACCAUGCCUUCUACAAGGUCAUAAUUGGCGAUUUCAACGCCAAGGUUGGCCCAAGAAGAACGCCGGAGGAACUUCACAUCGGGACCCACGGAUUACAUUGGAACGACCAGGGGGAGAGAGGCAGAAGUCCCAGGACUAUCAUCAACUGGGAUCUCUUCGCUACGCUAGCCGACUUUUGGGAAGGUUCCCCAAUGGACAACAUCGACGAGGAAUAUGACCGGCUUGUUGAACACUUUCACGACUUCACGAAGAAGGCUGAGAGUUUCAAAACCAACAAGAGAAGCCUGUCUCUUGAAACUCUCGAGCUGAUACACGCGCGUGGAGCAGCACGAGCCGCAAGCAACCAAGAACUCACUUCCGUGCUCGCAAGGCUUUGCAGAGAGGCGAUAAAGGAAUACCUUAAAGAGAGAAGAGCAGAAGUGCUGGCUGAUGCUGCAGAGGCGGGGAAAAGCAUCGGCUAUGUCCGUCGAGACUUCGCCAGUCGUAAGACAAGGAUGACUGCUCUCCGGAACCCGAGAGGAACAACCAUUGCAUCGAGAAGGGGGAUGGAGAAAAUCAUCUACGACUUCUACUCUGAUCUCUUCGACAGUUAA
Necator americanus (New World hookworm) is the source of this 990-nucleotide messenger RNA. RefSeq lists its product as uncharacterized. Bases 1 to 990 code for a protein of 329 amino acids. NCBI's taxonomy places the organism in Eukaryota, Metazoa, Nematoda, Chromadorea, Rhabditida, Ancylostomatidae. The record is from RefSeq and is a predicted model, not a curated record. The transcript has 2 exons.